Durotheca rogersii is the source of this 807-nucleotide messenger RNA. Its product is annotated as electron transfer flavoprotein, beta subunit. The transcript has 3 exons. Gene Ontology annotation, molecular function: electron transfer activity. Gene Ontology annotation, cellular component: cytosol. The record is from RefSeq and is a predicted model, not a curated record. Bases 1 to 807 code for a protein of 268 amino acids. NCBI's taxonomy places the organism in Eukaryota, Fungi, Ascomycota, Sordariomycetes, Xylariales, Xylariaceae.
AUGUCGGCACUACGCAUCCUAGUACCCAUGAAGCGGGUGAUUGACUACUCGAUCCGACCGCGCGUGAACAAGGCGCAGACGGCCGUCGAGACGGCGGGCGUGAAGCACUCGAUGAACCCGUUCGACGAGCUGGCGAUCGAGGAGGCGGUGCAGAUACGGGAGAAAGGGCGCUAUGGGCCGGGGGUCGAGGACAUCUGCGCGAUCUCGGCCGGGCCGGCGAAGGCGCUGGAAGUAGUGAAGACGGCGGUGGCGUUUGGGGCGGACCGCGGGGUGUUCGUGCAGGUGCCCGAGGACGCCGAGGCUGGCGAGGACGGGCAGAUGGAGCCGCUCGCGGUGGCAAAGCUGCUGAAGGCGGCGGUGGCGCGCGAGCGCAGCAACCUCGUGAUCCUGGGGCGGCAGAGCAUCGACGACGACGCGGCGCAGACGGGCCAGAUGCUGGCGGCGCUGCUCGGAUGGCCGCAGGCGACGCAGGCGAGCCGGAUCCGGUUCGGCGAGGACGGUGCGGCGCCGGACAUCGUCGAGGUGACGAAGGAGGUCGACGGCGGCGCCGAGACGGUGCGCGCGAAGCUGCCGAUGGUGAUCACGACGGACCUGAGCCUCAACACGGCGCGCUACAUCACGCUGCCGAACCUCAUCAAAUCCCGGAAGAAGCCGAUCACGAAGCUGGUCCUCAGCGACCUCGGCGUCACGAAUGAGAAGCGGUUGAAGGUUCUCAAGGUCACCGAACCCCCGGCGAGACAGGGUGGCGGCAAGGUCGAGGACGUCGACGGUCUGGUGUCUAAGCUGAAGGAGCUGGGUGCGAUAUAG